UGGCCUGCCUGCCUGCAACAGCGAGCCUUCACCGGAGACGAUUGGCUCCCUCCCUUUUCACCUCUCCUCCGUCUCCUCCCUUCUUUCUCUCCCAAGCCCUCAUAUGCGCCAGUGCUCUCCGACUCUCCAGCGCAGCGAGGCGAAAAGAAGAAGGAAGAGAGCCGCAGCAACUUUUUUCGGACCAACUGGGGGGGGAAAAACCUCCAAGGAUGGCAAACGUGGCACUUCUGCGGACGGACCACUCGGAUACGCGCAGGGAGUAACUUUUCUUUCCUCAAAGAAGAACACAGAAGUGAGGACGCGCUUCUUUUUUUUUUUUUUUUCUCCUUUGGAAGAGCUCCACUGUUUUGGACGUCAAAAGCGCUCCCCUCGGAUAACAAAGCUGAGGCUGGAGCUGAAGCCAGCGGCUUUCAUGCGCUCGGGUCUCUGCGCAGGGCAGCGAAGGAUGCCAGGAUGCCCUGUCUGAUCGUCUCCCGUCUGCUCGUCAUCUGGCUGAGCGUCCACGGGCUGGUGUGGUGCUCGGAGCGCGCCUCGGCACGGGAGCGCUUCAAGGUGGUCAUCGCGCCCCUCAUCUGCAAGCGGAUCUGCCUGAAGGGCCAGUGCCAGGAUCGGUGCGAGCAGGGCAACAACACCACGCUGAUCGGGGAGAACGGCCAGGGCACGGACACGCUCAUCGGACAGGGCUUCAGGGUUGUCGUGUGUCCCCUGACGUGCAUGAACGGAGGGGUAUGCAGUUCCAGGAAUCACUGCCUCUGCCCUCCUGGCUUCACCGGUCGGCUCUGCCAGUUCCCACUACAGCAAGCUCAGGCGGCGCACGGCAACAGGCAGCCCGUGUACCCCGCCUCCCUGAAGCCAGACGGCACAAAGGUGCUGGAGCACACGGCCAUGGGGCGCACCCAGAUGACACAAACCCAAUCCUUUUUCACCCUGCCCUUGUCACAGGGGGGGCACCACUCAUCAAAAGUGACGUUUAACGUACGGGUUCACCACACACCGGACACCUCGGUCGUCAUUCAGCCUCUCGACCAAGCAGACUCCAAACCUCCUCACAAAUUGGCGAGGCGGCCCUUCUCUGUGAGACACAAGCCAAAGGGGCGCUGCUUUCAGGAGACCACACCCAAGCAGGCCUGCAACAGCACGCCACUUCCUGUCCUGACCAAUCAGGAGGAUUGCUGUGGCAGCGUGGGAAACUCAUGGGGACAGAACAAGUGUUACCAGUGCCCCAAAUUACCAAAUGCAUCUGUCAAACACAUCAUCGUGGAGGAUUACGGCUCUACCUGUCCUCAAGGCUACAAGCGAUUCAACAGAACUCACUGUCAAGACAUCAACGAGUGCACCAUGCAGGGAGUCUGUCUGGAUGGAGAUUGUCUUAACACGCUGGGCAGUUUCAAAUGUUCCUGCAAAUCCGGUUUUGUUUUGGAGAGGAGUCGAUGUGUCGAGUCUCCCCCAGAGCAGUCGCAGUGCUUCCGGAUGGUGUCUGACGCCAGGGGCUGCGAGCACCCGCUGCCGCACGAAAUCACCCAGGAAAUGUGCUGCUGCACGGUGGGCAAAGCCUGGGGCCGCAAUUGUGAGAGAUGCCCUCAGGUGGGCACAGCGGAAUUCAAAAAGAUCUGCCCUGCUGGGAAAGGAUACUAUCUCCAAAAAAUAACAGAGACUGUGGCCUUGCAUCCCAUCAUCUUCCACCCUAACCCACCGGUCGUGACGGAGAAGCCCCCAGAGCCGACCACCGUGCAGCAGACCUCCGUCAGCACCGCCCGACCACGAGUGCCUGUGGUUAAACCCACCCCUCCGACAAUCGUCCGAAUACACCCGGGCAAUGACCCCUUCGAAAUAGAGCCGAAAGAUAAACUGGAGCCAGACGAGUGCGGCCUGAGCAGAAACAUUUGUGGUCACGGAAAGUGUGAGAACAGCCCAAACGGCCGCAUCUGUUACUGCUACCCAGGCUAUCAUCUGAACCUGCAGAGGAACAUCUGUGAGGACGAUAACGAAUGCGUCACGGAGCCGUGCGGCCACGGCAGAGGUCGCUGCGUCAACACCGAGGGAGCGUACAAGUGCCAGUGUAGCCCCGGCUUUAAACACAUGGUGCAGCAUGGGAGACUCAAGUGCAUAGACGUAGACGAAUGCCAGAAACCAGACAUCUGUGGCGUUGGAGGCCACUGCGUCAACAUGCUUGGUUCCUAUAAAUGUGACUGUAACAGCGGCUUUAGCAACAAGUCCCACCGAUAUCCAGCCUGUGAAGACAUCAAUGAGUGUUUGAAUCCAGACGCUUGUCCUAACGAGCAGUGCGAGAACACGCCGGGCUCCUAUGAGUGUGUGCCAUGUUUGCCCGGUCACGAAGCCCGCGCUGGCGCCUGUUCCGAUAUUAACGAGUGUCAGAAGCCUGGUAUCUGUCCUAACGGGCGCUGUGAGAACCUCCCCGGUACUUACCGAUGCCUUUGCAACGAGGGUUUCCUUCACUCGGUGGACAGCAAAAGCUGCAAUGACAUUGACGAGUGUGCGGAUGUCCGGCUUUGUGCCAACGGGAUCUGCAUCAACACAGACGGCUCCUUCAAGUGCCUGUGUUACACCGGAUACCAACGCACACAGGAGGGGAGCCACUGUGAAGACAUUAACGAGUGCGAGAGGCCGUCGAGCUGUCUGAGGGGCCGAUGUAUCAACAACAUGGGGUCAUACAACUGCGAGUGCCAGAAGGGUUACAAACUGGUCGGAGGCAGGGAAUGCCAAGACAUAGACGAGUGUGCUGCAGACAGGAAUCUCUGCCAGCCCUAUGGCUCAUGUGAGAACAGACUUGGCUCCUAUGUGUGCGUCUGCAAUCACGGCUACGUCCUCUCGGAGGACAGCCACAGCUGCGAAGCGGUUCGAAUGCUGACCAAUGAGAAGAAGGAGUGUUACCUGAACCUCGAUGACACGGUGUUCUGUGACAGCGUCCUGGCCAUUAACGUCACCAAACAGGAGUGCUGCUGCUCCAUUGGGGUGGGAUGGGGAGAUCACUGUGAGAUCCAUCCCUGCCCUGUCUCCCACUCAGCCGAGUUCCACUUCCUCUGUCCACACGGACAAGGUUUCUACAGUGAGCAGAGACUCCAGUACAGCCUGCCUGCCUACCACGAUAUCGAUGAGUGCACUCUAUUUGCCGAAGAAAUCUGCAAAAGGGGGCGUUGUGAAAACACGCUGCGAGGUUACGAGUGCUACUGCCAACAAGGCUUUUACUACGACAGCAACCUUCUUGAGUGCAUUGACGUGAACGAAUGCCACGACGAGUCUCUUUGCACUAACGGUCGGUGUGUCAACACUGACGGGGGCUUUUAUUGCAUCUGUGACCGGCCCUGGGUCCCCGACUCCAGCAGGAAGAAGUGUGUGAUGCCAACAGUAGUAGAUGUUGACGAGUGUGAAAACCCGGCGAACUGUAAGAACGGCUUCUGUGUGAACACGGUGGGUUCGUACUACUGUGUUUGCUCUCCACCCUGGACCCUUGCCGUGGACCGAAACAGCUGUGUUACUCUCGAGGAGCAAGCUGAUGUGAAUGAGUGCCAGGACCCCUCGUACUGUAAGAAUGGGAGGUGUGAGAACACGCCCGGCUCCUUUCACUGUUUUUGUGACCCUCCCCUCACCUUCAGCGCGGCGCUGAAGCAGUGCGUCUAUGACGAUCGCACCGCGGCCCACAAAGACGUGUGUUUCGAGCAGGUGGACGAGGGCCUGAUCUGCAGUCGGCCCAUCGACAUAGUGGUGACUUACCCUGAGUGCUGCUGUCACUACGGCCGCGGCUGGGGGCCCGAGUGCAACACCUGCCCGCCCAGAAAUUCAGAUAUGUUCAGUAUUCUGUGUAAAAUGCAGCUUGAGACCGAGUCAGAUGGGGAUCAGGAUUUUCUGCCAGCUUUCGCAAACUACAACCCAGGUGACAGUUCAGAGGAGGAUUCGGAUGAAUGCAGCUGUGGAAAUGGCCGCUGUGUCCGCUCCUACCUGGGUACCAUGUGUGAAUGUAACACAGGCUUUAGGCUAGACCACUCGCGUGCCCGCUGCAUAGACAUCGACGAGUGUGCAGAGCCGGGCCCGCGCGCCAGCGCCUGCAAGAACGCUCGCUGUGUGAACACCCUCGGCUCAUACAAGUGCUACUGCAAGCACGGCUUUGUGGCCUCGCGUCGGCCAAACAUAUGCGUGCGGCGCAGGACUCAGUGAAGAGCCGUGCGGCGCGUGGAUCGCCCCCCCCCCCCCCCCCCCACCCCCCAGCAGACACGCCGUCGCACACCUCGCUGUCCCAGGACGGCGGCGUGAGAGAGGGCGCUGAGAACGCGGCUCGCCCCGGGGGACAUACGUACGGCUUUGCGAAGGGCGAUCUGAAAUGUACAAAAUAUUCUCCUUCCCCCACCGUUUCAUUUGUUUCUUUUCAUUGUGAAAUCACAUUAGGAUAAUAUUUGUUUUAUUGGUUAACUUUUUUUGUAAUUAUUGUUUUUUAAACAUUUUUUUCUUGGUUUAAUAUUAAAGUGUAUAUGUUUGUGAUUCCUGUUUAUUGACAACCCCCUCCGCCUCAUUGGUCUGAUCAACGUUUGAUCUUAAAGGUGAGCUCUAGUUUUAAAGAAAUACUUCUCAAAGAUCUCCAUCCGGUAUUACUGUCGAUUUUUUAUUUUUUUUUCCACAUUCCCCUUUGAACCCACAUCCUGUCGUGUUUAAUGAUGCAUCAUAUGAAGUGUAUUUUCUGCAGUAAUUAUUAUACAUUGUUUCAAUUGUGUUUUUGUACAGUUUGUUCAGUGGAAUGAUCCUUUUGCUUCUCUGUUUAUUUGUGGUUGAUGUAAAAUAGGAUUUUGUUAUCAUUUGACUAGUGCACCAAAGUGGACUUGGCGGAAGAGGUGAGGCCGAUGCACGACGCCGUGGGAAAAUAGUGGGAAGUGUUUGCUAAAUGUGCCGUCUUCUGGCAAAAUCCAGGAAAGCUGUUAUAAUUGCUGAACCAAAUUAUUAGCCAAAGAAGCUGUUGGAAGAAGGCAAAUCUAAUAAAAACAAAAUCACUUUGGAAAAAAAA
Messenger RNA from Fundulus heteroclitus (mummichog), 5011 nucleotides. RefSeq names its product latent transforming growth factor beta binding protein 3 (gene ltbp3). Lineage: Eukaryota; Metazoa; Chordata; Actinopteri; Cyprinodontiformes; Fundulidae. The transcript is spliced from 29 exons. The record is from RefSeq and is a predicted model, not a curated record. Bases 454 to 4173 code for a protein of 1239 amino acids. Gene Ontology annotation, molecular function: calcium ion binding. Gene Ontology annotation, cellular component: membrane.